Molecule: messenger RNA, 3562 nt
Organism: Populus nigra (black poplar)
Lineage: Eukaryota; Viridiplantae; Streptophyta; Magnoliopsida; Malpighiales; Salicaceae
Product: disease resistance protein RPV1-like
Exons: 5
Coding region: 107-3505 (1132 amino acids)
Biological process (GO): signal transduction; defense response
Molecular function (GO): ADP binding
Source: RefSeq, a predicted model, not a curated record
GCUACUGAUUCAAAAUCAGCCUCAUCUUUUUCCUGGAGUUAUUUCCGUUCUCUCCCUUCCCACCAGAGUCUUACUCUUGUUUCUUUGAUUGUUUCUCCACAAAACAAUGGCGAUGUUUUUCUUGUUUCUCUCUAUCUUUUUGUUUGUUUAUCUCUGGAGAUUCAUCAUACGAAACCGUCAUAUAUCUCCAUCGCUAUCUACUCCUUCCACCUUAACCACCGCCAAACCACAAGUAAUUAAAUAUGAUGUCUUCCUUAGUUUCAGGGGAGAAGACACCCGUGUUGGUUUUACCAGCCACCUCCAUGCUGCUUUGAAACGGAAACAAAUCCUAACUUUCGUAGAUGAUCAGCAUGUGAGAGGAGAUGAGAUUCCGGAAUCACUUCUGAGAACAAUUGAAGAGGCCAAGCUUUCUGUGAUUGUUUUUUCUGAAAACUAUGCAUCUUCCAAAUGGUGUUUAGAGGAGCUUGCAAAGAUUUUUGAGCGUAGAAAAAAUAAUGGACAGAUAGUUAUUCCGGUAUUCUACCAGGUGGAUCCAUCCCAUGUAAGAAAUCAAACAGGAAGCUUUGGGGAUGCAUUUGCUAGACUUAUAAAGAAGAAAGCUUUGACGAUGGACAAAGUGCAGAGCUUCAGAGACGCUUUGACGGAUACAGCCACUCUAGCUGGAUGGAGCUUAGGGAAGUCUGAGAUGGAGUCUGAAUUUAUUGAGAAAAUCGUUGGAGAUGUUUUGAAAAAAUUUCAUUCCAUGUCUUCAAGUCACACUACGGGUCUAUUUGGAAUUGAUGUUCGUGUUAACAAAGUUGAGUGUUUGUUAAAUAUGGAAUCUCCAGAUGUUCUCAUUGUAGGGAUAUGGGGAAUGGGUGGUAUCGGUAAGACAACGAUUGCUCAAGUUGUGUGCAAUAAGGUUCGUUCUCGAUUUGAAGGAAUCUUUGUUGAAAACUUUAGGCAACAAUCUGAUUUGCAAAGAAGAUUUCUUUUACAGCUGCUUGGCCAAGAAAUUCUGAACAUGGGCUCCUUAAGUUUUCAAGAUUCUUUUGUGAGGGAUAGACUUCGUCGCAAAAAGGUUUUUAUUGUUCUGGAUGAUGUGGAUAAUUUAAUGCGUUUGGAAGAAUGGAAAGAUUUGCUUGAUGGACGAAACAGUUCAUUUGGUCCGGGCAGUAAAGUUCUCGUAACAAGUAGGGACAAGCAAGUGCUUAAUAAUGUAGUUGAUGAGACAUACGAGGUUGAGAGGUUGAACCAUGAAGAAGCUCUUCGACUCUUUAGCUCAAAAGCCUUGAAGAAUUGCAUCCCCACAAUUCAUCAUAGAGACUUGAUAGAACACAUUACAAGUCAUGUACAAGGCAAUCCGUUGGCUCUUAUAGUUAUGGGUUCCUCUCUCUAUGGUAAAAGCAUCGAAGAAUGGUGCAGUGCAUUGAAUAAACUAGCUCAGGACCCUCAAAUAAAAAAUGCGUGGAUAAUUAGUUAUGAAGGGUUGGAUUCAGAACAAAAAUCCAUAUUUCUUGACAUAGCACAUUUCUUGAGAAGAUGGGAGCAAAACCGAGCAACAAAAAUAUUAGAUGGCUUUGAUGAUCGGCCUGUGAUUUUUGAUAUAAGCAAGCUCAUUGAUAAGUGUCUCAUAACUACAACUGAAAACUUGCUAGAAAUGCAUGAUUUACUACAAGAAAUGGCAUUUAACAUUGUUCGUGCAGAAUCUAAUUUUCCUGGCAAACGUAGCAGGUUAUGUCAUCUACCUGAUGUCGUUCAUGUAUUGGAGGAAAAUAAGGGAACUCAAAAAAUUAAAGGCAUAUCUUUGGACAUGUCCAUGUUACCGAGACAGAUACACUUGAAAUCUGAUGCCUUCGCAAUAAUGGAUCGUCUUAGAUUUCUCAAUCUCUAUCUCAGUCAUUCCUCCGAAGAUAAAAUGCACCUUCCUCCUACUGGCCUCGAAUAUCUUUCUAAUAAGCUGGUAUAUUUGCACUGGUAUGGAUUCCCUUCGAAAUCCUUGCCGCCAUUUUUUGGUGCUGAACACCUUGUCGAGCUUGACCUAUGCGAAAGCAAGCUUGUAAAACUUUGGACUGGAGUACAGGAUGUUGGAAAUUUAAGAAAAAUUAAACUAUCUUACUCUCCAUAUUUAACGGAAUUACCAGAUCUAUCAAAGGCUAAAAAUUUAGAAGGCAUAUACCUUGUGGCCUGUUCAAGUUUAACCGAGGUUCCGUCAUCUCUUCAAUAUCUUGACAAGCUAGAAGAACUUGAUCUCGGAUUUUGCUAUAAUCUUAGAAGUUUUCCAAUGCUUGAUUCAAAGGUUCUCAGUGUACUUCUUAUAAGUCGGUGCCUAGAUGUGACUAUGUGUCCAACGAUUUCACAAAAUAUGAAAUGGUUACAGUUGGAGGAAACUUCUAUCAAAGAAGUUCCACAGUCAGUUACUGGCAAAUUGGAACUUCUUUUUCUAGAUGGAUGCUCAGAGAUGACCAAGUUUCCAGAGAUUUCAGAGGAUAUAAGAACGUUAUAUCUAAGUGGAACUGCUAUUAAAGAGGUGCCCUCAUCAAUCCAGUUUCUCACAAAACUCUACGUGCUGGAUAUGAGUGGUUGCUCAAAACUUGAGACCCUCCCAGAAAUCACAGUCCCUAUGAAAUCUUUGCAGCAUCUUUACUUGAGUAAAACAGGCAUUAAAGAGGUACCCUCGUCAUUAAUUAAGCAUAUGAUAUCUUUGAUAACUCUAAAUUUAGAUGGAACGCCUAUUAAAGAGCUACCCUUAUCUAUCAAAGAUAUGGUAUGUUUGGAAGAUCUGACUUUGCAUGGAACGCCUAUUAUAGCGUUACCUGAGCUUCCCCCUUCGCUUAGGAAUCUAUCAACACAUGACUGUGCAUCACUAAAAACCAUGAUAUCAAUCAUCAAUAUCGGCAGAUUAUGGUUUGGAUUGGAUUUUUCAAAUUGCAUCAAAUUGGAUCAGAAACCACUGAUAGCAGCAAUGCUUUUGAAAAUUCAGUCCGGAGAGGAGAUCCCACUUGGCAGAAUUCAAAUGGUUCUACCGGGGAGUGAAAUUCCAGAAUGGUUCGGUGACAAAGGAAUUGGAUCUUCACUCACCAUACAGUUGCCCUCAAAUUGUCAUCAGCUCAAGGGAAUUGCUUUCUGCCUUGUCUUUCUACUCCCUCUUCCCUCCCAUGACAUGCUUUAUGAAUUCGUUGAUCGUUCUUAUGUUCAUGUAUAUUUUGAUUACCAUGUUAAGAGUAAAAACGGUGAGCAUGAUGGUGAUGAUGAAGGCGUCUUCGCUUCCCAGGGAAGCCGUGCUCUAUCACUUAACUUGAAGACAUGUGACUCAGAUCACAUGAUUCUACGCUACGAGCUCGAAUUGGUAAAUCAUUUACGUCAAUAUUCUGGCAAUGAAGUUACAUUUAAAUUCCACCACCAUGAAGUGGACAACAGGGGGGGGAAGGUAGGUCAUGAGAUCCAAAAGCCUUUCAAGUUGAAAAAUUGUGGGGUGUAUCUGCACUUUGAUGAAGAUCUACUGGCGGACACGGAUCUUCCUUAACAAACAAAAGUUCAGGGAGAAAUAGAAGACAUUGAAAGGGAGAGAGAGUUCUGUAAU